AGAAAUCAAUUCAAUGGCUAUGACAUUAAAGAGCGAAUUGUUUUCAAGAUUUGGUAAAAUUGAAGAGAACAUGUUAAUUUCUCAAGCUACUUUAUUGGAUCCAAGGUUCAAAAAAUUUACAUUCUCCAAUAAAAAUAAUUGUCAUGCUGCAGUUAGUUUUUUAAAGGCGAAAGCACAAAGUAUAAUAAUAGAACCAGAAGUGCUAAUAUCAAAACAUACUGCUACUACAUUGUCAUCUACAAUAAAUUCAAGUUCAGCACUGUGGAAAGAGUUUGAUGAAACUGCAGUAAAUUUAAUCGGAGGAUCUAACUCAUCAGCAGCAGGUAUUAUUGAAGUUGACAAAUAUUUGAAUGAACCAUUAAUUAGUCGAACUGAAAAUCCUUUGGUUUGGUGGGCUGAGCGAAAAAAAGUGUACCCAAGAUUGUAUGAGCUUGUGAAAAGGAGACUUUGUAUUAUGGCAACAUCAGUACCUUGCGAGAGAAUAUUUUCUAAAGCAGGCCAAGUUAUUAGCAAAAAAAGAAGUAGACUCUCAACAUCUAAAAUUUCACAAAUAUUAUUUAUUAAUCACAAUAUAUAAAGAAAAUAUUUAAUUAAUUGCAUUUGUAUAAAUUAGUAGUCCAGUUGGAAAAAAUAUCUUUUAAUUUUGAUUUUUCCCAUGUAGUAAUAAAAUAAUUAAAAUAAGAAAUAUAACAAUAAUAAUAACAAGAAUCAAUAAA
This is a messenger RNA of Daktulosphaira vitifoliae (grape phylloxera), 716 nucleotides long. RefSeq names its product zinc finger BED domain-containing protein 4-like. Gene Ontology annotation, molecular function: protein dimerization activity. The transcript has a single exon. The record is from RefSeq and is a predicted model, not a curated record. NCBI's taxonomy places the organism in Eukaryota, Metazoa, Arthropoda, Insecta, Hemiptera, Phylloxeridae. Bases 14 to 577 code for a protein of 187 amino acids.